Molecule: messenger RNA, 710 nt
Organism: Aegilops tauschii subsp. strangulata
Lineage: Eukaryota; Viridiplantae; Streptophyta; Magnoliopsida; Poales; Poaceae
Source: RefSeq, a predicted model, not a curated record
AAACUGCCACCGAGCCACCCAUGACCGAUGCCCAUCUGUUCGCAUCGCGCGACCUCGAGCAGGGCCGCCCGCUAGGAUUCCAGCGCCGCCGCCCGCCCCAGUUCGCCGUCCCGGACCACGCAGCCGCCGGCGCGGCCCUCGCCGCCGCCGGACGGUUACUCUCCGCCGCCAGUCCGCACUCCCGCGGCAGUCCAGCUUCCUCUGCGGGCCCUUUCCCGCUUUGCCCUCUGCCGCCAACGGGACACCCGGAAGCCGCCGUUGGGCCCCUCCGCACCGGCUACCGACGGCGCCUCCGUCCCGAAGCUGCAGCCGAACAUCAACAUCUCCUCCACUCCUCCACGCAGUGGAGUCCGUUGGGGAGGCGCAAGGAUGCUGAGUUAUUCAAGACUGCCCAAGAACGUCUGAAGCAGGUGUACGUGUUGGCUAGGGAGCCUUCGACCACGGUCUAGGACGUGGUGCCUUUUGCUACUUGACGAGCCUGCGUGCUCUGUACGGGUCUUUGCCUUGUAAAACUGCUAGCGGCCUGUUUGGCUUUUGGCUUUCAUCGUAACUUCAUCGAUUUCAUGCUUGCGAGGGCCUGAAUGGCUUUUGCUGCUGUACUAAGAUUUGUGUCUCGAUACGCUGCCUGUUGGGGCUUUAUUAAGUUAAAGCCGGACGCAUCUGGCGUCUUCGUUCUAAAAAAAUUUGCUGCCCUAGGGCGUCAUAAACUG